CAUCUGCGUAUUUGCAGGUUACCUUAGUUCUUAGAACCAACCGCGCUAAAGAUUCGAAAUGCAAGGCAGUGUGAUGACCACCUUCUCCCUGAGACCAAGGCAGUGCAACGGGAGCUGCCUUCUCGCAUCAGCAGCAUCACAGCGGCCAUGUAUUUCUUGGAGGCGUCGGCAGCAGAAGCACACGCUGCAACGCCAGCAAAUGCAACAGCGUUCAGUGGCAACAGUACAUCAUGAUAAUCUUGAGGUUGACGAUCGCUUGAGCAAGAACCCAUGCAAUUUUCAACCUUCUAUAUGGGGAGAUUUCUUCCUGCGCUAUUCCGACCCAGCAGCUUCCUCCAAGCAACAGAUUUGGAUGGCAGAACGAGCAGAUAAAAUGAAGGAAGCCGUGGCAAAGAUGAUAGCAAGUUCAGUUGCUUGGGACCUUCAUCCGAGACUACAACUCAUCGAUGCAUUGGAGCGCCUGUGCCUGGUUCAUCUGUUCGAAGAUGACAUCAAUGCUGCAUUGGCUCAAAUUAAGACUGCCAAUGUUACUGGAUGUGAUCUUCACACGGUAGCUCUGUGGUUUUAUCUGCUCCGUAAGCACGGAUACAGAGUGUCUCCAGACAUAUUUGUGAGGUUUAAAGAUCAAGAUGGAAGUUUUUUUGCGAACAAUCCUGUGGAACUAUUGAGUCUUUACAACGCUGCUCACCUCGGAACCCAUGGAGAGACAAUACUUGAUGAAGCCAUAGUUUUUACAAGAACGCAUUUAGAGACAAUAUUUCCCUCUCUGGAAGGAUCAUUAGCACAUGAAGUCAAAUGUGCACUUGAGAUUCCCCUCCCAAGAAGGGUCAGAAUUUAUGAGUCAAAGUAUUAUAUCUCCACAUAUGAGAAAGAGGCUACAGUACAUGAAUCAGUACUGCAACUUGCAAAGCUAAACUCUAAUAUUAUGCAAUUGCAUCAUCAACAAGAAUUGGAACUCAUUACAAGAUGGUGGAAGGAUCUAGAGAUUGAAUCAAAGCUUCCAUUUGCCCGAGAUAGAGUUGUUGAGUGCUAUUUUUGGAUAUUAGGAGUAUAUUUCGAACCAUGCUACUCACGAGGCCGGAUAAUAUUGACAAUGGUGAUUUCUAUUGCCACCAUAUUUGAUGAUAUGUUUGAUUCCUACGGAACUGUAGAAGAGUGCGAGUUACUCACCAACUGCAUAGAAAGAUGGGAUAGAAAAUUGGCUGACGAUCUCCCAGAGUGCAUGAAGCAUGCGCUUGGGAAAAUUUUGGAUAGCUAUGAAACCAUGGACAAUGAGCUGGCGCAGGAGGAGAAAUAUCGCAUGCCCUAUCUGAAAAACUUCACAAUAGAUCUGGUCAGAGGCUACAAUGCCGAGGUAAAAAUGCGUGAAGAAGGAUACAUCCCGAGAACUGUAAAUGAGCACCUACAAGUUUCGUUAAGGACUGGUGCAUGUCACCUGUUGGCGUGCGCUUCCUUCGUUGGAAUGGACGAGAUAGCAACAAAGGACUCUUUUGAUUGGGUCUCUACCAUGCCUAAAAUCGUAAAAGCACUUUGCAUAAUUUUGAGACUAUUGGACGAUCUACAGACAUAUGAGCGAGAGCAAUUGCACCCUCAUGUUGCUUCAACCAUCAAAAGCUACAUGAAAGAGCACAACGUCUCAAUUGAAAUUGCACGCAAGAAGAUAGAGGAACUGAAAGAGGAGACGUGGAAAUAUUUUAACGGCGAGUGGCUGAAUCCUGAUAAUGCAGUGCCUAGUUCGCUAUUGGAGAGGAUAUUCAAUUUGACCAGGACGAUGGAGUUCAUCUACAACCUGGAUGAUAAUUUCACGAACUGUCAGAACCUCAGAGAUACCAUCCACUUGUUGUUUGUGGAGCCCUUUCCUAUCUCCUAGUGCAAAUAAUUCCAACAAAUAAACAGUGUGUCGCCCAGUGCCAGAUGCCCAUGUCCACAUGCACCAUAUUCUUUGUACAAGUUUGUGAUUUGAGCUACUAGCUACUGUUCGUUUGGUGUUUAUUUGUAUUUGGAAGUAUUGCCUUGAUUUCAGUCACCGUGAUGAUUUUUUAAUGUACCUUGGGCCAAAGUGACAACCAGUCACAUUUUACUCAAAAAAAAAAAAGAUAAGCAGUCACAUUGACCA
This is a messenger RNA of Setaria italica (foxtail millet), 2116 nucleotides long. RefSeq names its product beta-sesquiphellandrene synthase. Lineage: Eukaryota; Viridiplantae; Streptophyta; Magnoliopsida; Poales; Poaceae. Bases 59 to 1870 code for a protein of 603 amino acids. The record is from RefSeq and is a predicted model, not a curated record. The transcript is spliced from 7 exons. Gene Ontology annotation, molecular function: terpene synthase activity; magnesium ion binding. Gene Ontology annotation, biological process: diterpenoid biosynthetic process.